GCGGCACCGGCCUCUCCUUCACACCAGCUCUGGGCGCCCCCAACCGUGUGCCCCCCGAGCGCUUCUCCCUGCAGAUCGACGACGGGGACCGACUCUAUCCCCACGGAUGCCGCCAUGGCCUCCUACUACUCUCCGACCUUAAGAAGAAUCAGUUCCUGGUCUGGGACCCCGUCACCGGCGACCGGCACCGCGUUGUCCUUCCCCCAGGGUUCGAGGGACAAGCGAUACGCAACCCGAUCCAUGGGGCGGUGCUUCGUGCUGCGGGAGACGCCCACUUCAAGCUGGUCUUGGUCAUGGUGGACAUCGACGACGAGAUACAAGCGGUCGCAAGAGUUUACUCGUCACAGACCGGCAUAUGGGGUGAUAUCAUCUCAACGCCGCUUCCACCCUAGGCUAAUCAGGGCUGGUAUCACACCAGCGUUUUUCCAGAGCCCUCUGUGCUGGUUGGGGAUUCCCUUUACUGGAUGCUUUUGGGAAAAUUUGAUGGAAUUCUCGAGUUUGAUUUUGUCAGGCAGAGCCUAGCCGUGAUACAAGUGCCAGUGAAUAUGUUUGAUGAGGGCUGCUGCUUCACGGUUGUGCGAGCAGAGGGUGGUGGGCUCGGUUUCCUCUCCGUGUCAAAAUUCGCCGCCAAAGCCAGGUUAUGGAAGAGGAAGACAGACUGUGAUGGUGUUGUAUCGUGGGGGCUAGGAACAACUAUUGAACUGGACAAGCUACUCUCCCUCAAUUCAAAGAAGUACUACAUAAGAAUACUAGGGUAUGCUGAGGAGAAUAAUUUGGUCUUCAUGAGCACACCUGUCGGCUUCUUAAUGCUCCACCUUCAGUCAUGGCAGGUCACUAGGCUUUCUGAAUCCAUCCUCUAUUGUCGCCAUCAUCCAUUCGAAAGUCUCUAUAUUGAAGAAAAAGACACUGGUGGUAGACACGAUGGGGCUGAAAUUCCACACAAUGCAUAAGAUGAUUGUCUGGUUAGAUAUGCCAUUAUGGUGUUUUGGUUGAGCAGGUAAGCUUCUCUUUUGCUUAUAUGAUGAGGUA
Messenger RNA from Lolium rigidum, 1029 nucleotides. RefSeq lists its product as uncharacterized. The record is from RefSeq and is a predicted model, not a curated record. The transcript is spliced from 2 exons. The coding region runs from base 465 to 950 and encodes 161 amino acids. Lineage: Eukaryota; Viridiplantae; Streptophyta; Magnoliopsida; Poales; Poaceae.